AUGACAUCACAAGUCCUUCAUCUGCCGAAAGGCGUGAAAUCGAUGUUUCUGUUGAGGAAGCAGUUGUUCACUCCGUUGGGAACCAUUGGGUGUCAACACAUCUACGGCAGGAGUAAAAUCGGCAAACGAGAGGUCGUGGGCUUCGGAGUGAACGGCACUUACACUUACUUCGAUGUGCCGGACGUCCCGAUGCCUGCCAUCCGCUUCAGGGAAGCCGACACUCAGAUCAGCGCUCUUCGCGAGAAGGAGAAGGGAGACUGGAAACAGCUCACCAUCGAUGACAAGAAGAAACUCUAUCGAUUCAGUUUCUGCCGGACGUACGCCGAGAUGAUGGCUCCGACCGGUGAGUGGAAGUCAAUCCUCGCCGGAGUGCUGGCGAUAGUGACGACCGCUUUGUGGACAUAUGUGUUGAUCAAGAAAUUCGUGUAUGCGCCAAUGCCUGAGUCCACUUCACUCGAGUGGCGUAAGAAGCAGAGGGAUUGGAUGGUUCUCUGGAAGGUUAACCCCAUUGAAGGCCUUUCCUCCAAAUACGACUACGAGAAGAAUAGAUGGAAGGAUUAGAGCAACACUUCUUCCGCUUAGAAGUAGUGUUAAGGAAUCAAUUGAUUGUUUGUCUUCACUUUUUUCUCUCUAAUGUCCUCUAAUUCCUGUAUCGAUUGCUUUAAGAAUUUAUUUCCAAUUAUAUUACUAUUAAAUGUAUUGUUAUUUUAGUUAUUAUAAAAAUCAGUAGUAAAACGAAACAAAAGGCAUUCUUAUCGCUGAGACGUUAUAUUUCACGUAAAGCUCUUAAUGUUUGCGAUAAGAUAAGAGCGAAAACUGCCAUUAAAUUGCAAAAACUGUAGAAAAUGUAAACACAAAUACGAAAUGAUUUCCAAAUAAAGUAUAUAAUUAAAUAUGAAUAGA
This is a messenger RNA of Medioppia subpectinata, 903 nucleotides long. The record is from the annotation of a GenBank genome assembly. Lineage: Eukaryota; Metazoa; Arthropoda; Arachnida; Sarcoptiformes; Oppiidae.